AUGGUUGUCGCUACAAUCAAGUGUGUCGUAGUGGGCGACGGUGCUGUUGGAAAGACCUGCCUCCUCAUCUCAUACACUACCAACAAAUUUCCUUCCGAAUAUGUGCCUACCGUGUUCGACAACUACGCUGUCACUGUCAUGAUUGGCGAUGAACCCUACACUCUCGGUCUAUUUGAUACUGCCGGUCAAGAGGACUAUGACCGCCUCCGUCCUCUCUCAUACCCACAGACCGACGUCUUUCUGGUCUGCUUCAGUGUCACAUCCCCAGCGUCAUUCGAGAAUGUCCGUGAGAAAUGGUUCCCAGAAGUUCAUCACCAUUGCCCAGGAGUACCUUGCCUCAUAGUUGGUACGCAGACCGAUCUUCGCGAUGACCCACAGGUGCGGGAAAAGCUUGCCAAACAACGCAUGCAACCAGUACGCAAAGAGGACGGAGAACGUAUGGCGAAAGACUUGGGAGCGAUCAAAUACGUGGAGUGCUCUGCAUUGACACAGUACAAAUUGAAGGAUGUCUUCGAUGAGGCUAUUGUAGCAGCCCUAGAACCCCCGCCAACUAAGAGAGGUGGAAAGGAUGGGAAGAAGCACCGAGGUUGCGUGAUCUUGUGA
This is a messenger RNA of Letharia columbiana, 603 nucleotides long. RefSeq lists its product as uncharacterized. Gene Ontology annotation, biological process: small GTPase-mediated signal transduction. The record is from RefSeq and is a predicted model, not a curated record. Gene Ontology annotation, molecular function: GTP binding; GTPase activity. NCBI's taxonomy places the organism in Eukaryota, Fungi, Ascomycota, Lecanoromycetes, Lecanorales, Parmeliaceae. The transcript is spliced from 4 exons. The coding region runs from base 1 to 603 and encodes 200 amino acids.